AUGUCAUCUUUGGAUUUUCUACAUAAUAAUUACACAGACUUUCAUAAAUUGGCACUCAAGACCGGUGCUGAUGUCUACUUACUUGAAGAUUCAGACAUGAAUGUCCAAAGUCACAAUGAAAAUGCCCCAAUCCUCGGAGAUGACAGUGAUAAUUUUUCUCCUGAUCCAUAUUCACCAACUGUAAAUGAUGUGCACAGUGAUGCAGACUACAGCAGAGUUGCACAGAUAUCGUUACAGGCCAUUGAAUCUGAAAUCUAUCCUGAAAGGAUUUAUCAAGGAUAG
Molecule: messenger RNA, 282 nt
Organism: Trichobilharzia regenti
Lineage: Eukaryota; Metazoa; Platyhelminthes; Trematoda; Strigeidida; Schistosomatidae
Source: the annotation of a GenBank genome assembly